Molecule: messenger RNA, 1693 nt
Organism: Cicer arietinum (chickpea)
Lineage: Eukaryota; Viridiplantae; Streptophyta; Magnoliopsida; Fabales; Fabaceae
Product: GDSL esterase/lipase At5g33370
Molecular function (GO): hydrolase activity, acting on ester bonds
Source: RefSeq, a predicted model, not a curated record
AACACAUUAUAUCAGGCAUAUGUAUGUAAUGUGUGCAUGAUAGUACAUAUCUUAAUUUUAUUUUCCCUUUCCAAUAUAUGAAAUACUACUACCUAUCUACUAGCUCUUGCUGCCAGGGCCAUUAAUUCAUCAUCAGUAUUUCCAUAGUCACAUACUAUAUAAUAUCUCACUCAUACUCUACAUAACACCCAUUCCUCAUUCCUCAUACCUUUUACUUGCACUUGUUUCCACUUAGAUAUACAUUUUUUAUUUAUUAGAAAUCCAUGGCUACCACUAUGGUUUUGCAAUCUUAUUACAUUCAUGUAGUGAUCAUAUUCAUGGUGGCAAUGUCUACCGGUUUCAAAGGAACAGAGGCAGCACCACGUGCUUUCUUUGUGUUUGGGGAUUCUCUUGUUGAUAAUGGCAAUAACAAUUACUUAGCAACUACGGCUCGUGCCGAUGCUCCGCCUUAUGGCAUCGAUUAUCCAACUCGCAGACCUACUGGACGUUUCUCUAACGGCUUAAACAUCCCUGAUUUUAUCAGUCGAGAACUUGGGGCAGAAUCAACAUUGCCUUAUUUAAGUCCUGAACUUAAUGGGCAAAGAUUACUUGUUGGUGCCAACUUUGCUUCCGCUGGUAUCGGAAUUCUGAAUGACACCGGAAUUCAAUUUGUAAACAUAAUAAGAAUAUAUAGACAAUUGGAGUACUUUGAAGAAUAUCAGCAGAGAGUGAGUGGUCUUAUUGGAGCGGAAGGAACUCGGCGCUUAGUGAACGGAGCAUUGGUUCUGAUCACUUUGGGAGGCAAUGAUUUUGUGAAUAACUAUUAUUUAGUGCCUUUCUCUGCAAGAUCACGCCAAUACCCUUUACCAAAUUAUGUCAAGUAUUUGAUCUCUGAGUAUAAGAAGAUUCUGAGGAGGCUAUACGAUCUUGGAGCACGGAGGGUGUUGGUGACUGGAACAGGUCCAUUGGGUUGUGUUCCAGCAGAAUUGGCCCAACGAAGCGUAAAUGGUGAAUGCUCGCCAGAACUAAUGCGUGCAGCGUCUUUGUUCAAUCCUCAACUUGUUCAAAUGAUCCAACAACUCAACGGUGAAAUUGGUUCUAACAUCUUUGUUGGAGCCAACACUAGGCAGAUGAGCAUUAAUUUCGUCAAUAACCCCCAAGCAUAUGGUUUUGUUACAUCAAAGGUAGCAUGUUGUGGUCAAGGACCCUAUAAUGGUCUCGGACUAUGCACUGUCGCAUCAAACUUAUGCCCAAAUCGUGACCAAUAUGCAUUUUGGGAUCCAUUCCAUCCUUCAGAAAGGGCUAACAGCAUCAUCGUUCAGCAGAUUAUGUCAGGCAACACCGAAUACAUGUAUCCAAUGAACCUCAGCACCAUUUUAGCCUUGGAUUCCAAGAAUUAGCUAGCAAGCUUUUAUUUUAGUUUUUCAACUUUUUUAUGUGUGACAAGUUAAUUUGUGAUUUGCAUUUAUGAGUUGAAUUGGAGCUUUAGUAGUUACUUCCUUAAUACUCCCCACUAAUAAAAUAUAUAAAAAAAAUGUGUAUCUAAAUUAAAUUUAGAUACAUUCUUUUUUUUAGUAUUUUGUUACCGAGUGAGUACUAUUUAAUGUUGUAGUGGCUGGGUGAGGAUGGACCCUGUCUUUAUUCUCAAUCUCUUUAGCAAUGCAAAAGCAACUGAAUAAUAAUAAUUGAGUGAUUUGUCUUUUGUAUCUGAUAA